This is a messenger RNA of Ziziphus jujuba (common jujube), 1255 nucleotides long. RefSeq lists its product as uncharacterized. The transcript has 2 exons. Gene Ontology annotation, molecular function: polysaccharide binding. Lineage: Eukaryota; Viridiplantae; Streptophyta; Magnoliopsida; Rosales; Rhamnaceae. The record is from RefSeq and is a predicted model, not a curated record. Bases 85 to 1014 code for a protein of 309 amino acids.
CACUUCAUAAUAUAAGACCAAUAUCCCAAGCACCAUUUCUCACCCUCUCUUGCACGACUUUUCUUCUCCCCAUAUCCAUAACAAAUGAAGCUGAUCAUGAUGAUCCUUUUUUCGACACCAACUGUGUUUUUCAUUUCUCUGUUUCUACUCCUACUCUCCUCCUCAGUCUCAUCACAACUAUGCCCAAGAAACUGUGGGAAAGUCCCUCUCAGGUUUCCAUUUGGUGGUAUUCCUGGCUGUGGAGACCCACGCUUUCAGCAUUAUGUGAAUUGCGACCAAGAAAGCCUCACCUUCACAACCCACACGGGUUCAUACCCAGUGACCUCCAUUGAUUAUGAAAAACAAGUUAUUUACAUCUCUGACCCUUCCAUGUCAACCUGUUCCUGUACUCAGCCAAGCAAAGGCUUUGGACUUGAUUGGGAUGCUCCUUUUGAUUUCCAUGACGACACCAUCUUUGUUUUGCUUGAUUGUUCAUCCACUUCUUCACCUAUAUACAAUCCCAGUGAUAUAAGUUCUGACAAUAUUGGAAAUAGCUCCAAAGUCCCUUCCUGUGAUACUGGAGGAGUACCCAUUUGCAAUUCCUUGUAUUCUUGCAGACCCAUUAGCACCAAUAAUCUACCAAUCUCUACUUGCUGUGUUUACGCCCCUGUUGAUCUCGGACCGGCGUUUGACAUGGAUUUGGAGACGCUGAAAUGUAGCUCUUACUCUAGUUUUUACAGCUUCAAUGGCAGAGAAUCUGAUCCUAAUAGUUGGAAGUAUGGGAUGGCUCUUAGAUACAAAUUCAAUGUGAAAAAUGAAUUUCCAAGUCCUUGUGACUAUUGUGAAAGGAGUUUUGGAGUUUGUGGGUAUACUGGAGCUUAUAAUUCCUUCAUCUGUAACUGUCCUAGUGGGCUCAAUACCUCAACUGGUUGUCUCUUUGGAGGGCCAUACAACACUGGUUCAACGUUUCUACCAUGGCAGACUGGGGCGUGGUUGGUGUAUUGUUUGCCAUGGCUAUUGGUUUGGCUGCUGUAGAUUGAGAAAUUCAGCACUGCAUGGAAAUUAGCGUCGAAAUCAGAUUGUUAAGGUUUGACGUUUUGUUUUUGGUGUUAGAAAUUUCUCUAUAUUAUUCAGAUGGGGAUAAUUUCAAGUUAAUUAAUUGGCUAAUAAUAAAAAGCCUAGUAACUUUUCUCAAACAUCCAUGAAUGACAGAGUUCUGGAUAUGCUAGUAGUGUCACCUCUUAUAUUACCUGAUAUUUCAGUCUCAACUUUUUUC